Messenger RNA from Ipomoea triloba (trilobed morning glory), 903 nucleotides. RefSeq lists its product as uncharacterized. NCBI's taxonomy places the organism in Eukaryota, Viridiplantae, Streptophyta, Magnoliopsida, Solanales, Convolvulaceae. The transcript is spliced from 2 exons. The coding region runs from base 1 to 903 and encodes 300 amino acids. The record is from RefSeq and is a predicted model, not a curated record.
AUGGAAGGCUUCGAGCGAAGGCUACAAAAUCUACAAGAUCAAUUUGAAGGCAAGGUGAGGCCUUCUGUUGAGAAUCUAUUAACCUCCUCGCCCUUCGUGGAUGAAAUAAUGGACUAUCGGGCUCCCGCGGACCUAAAAAUCCCGGAACAUGCUACUUUCAAUGGAACGGGGGAUCCCCAAGAACAUUUGGUCAGUUAUCAGGCCAAAAUGCAAGUUUUAGGGGUGGAAGAGCCACUUAUGUGCACUGCCAAAAAUGCCGACCGAUUCCUUACUCAUUACGCCGUAAACAUCAAGCCGCAGCGCAAUCUUACCCACUUGAGCGGAAUCAGUCAAGAUGAGGGAGAAGCUUUGAAGACGUAUCUGGCUCGCUGGCAAAAAGAGGUACAAACUAUCGAGGGGUUAGACGAGCAAGUGGCUAUCACCUUUUUUAUGGAGUCGCUCCGAGCGGGCAAAUUGUUUAUUGAUCUCCACAAUGAUCGUCCUAAGACGUAUGUGGAGGCUAUCCAGAGAGCCAGUCGUCAGGCAGACACAGAAGAGGCUGUGAGACAAAAACGGCAGCGAGAAGUUGCCGGAUCCAGCGCUAAGCGAUCCCGACCUGACUCUAGGAGUCGAGCGGAACCUGAGCGUCCUAGUCGCACUGAGGUUCGAUGGGGAGCUGAGAGGGUGGGGGCUCUGCCCCCUCGCCUUACCGUGGCCCAACCCGUGCAUGAGGUAAAAGAUACCUUGCCUCCCCCUCCGCCUCUGAAACCUGGAGAUCAGCCCGAGAUCCUACCUCCGGGAGGGGUCCAAGCGAAAUACUGUCGAUAUCACCGAUCGACUACGCAUACCACGGAGGAAUGUUUUUACCUGCGCAAAGAAAUAGAGGCUAUGAUACAGAAGGGUGCCCCACCCCCACCUAAUUAA